Cydia pomonella (codling moth) is the source of this 3477-nucleotide messenger RNA. RefSeq names its product nose resistant to fluoxetine protein 6-like. The transcript is spliced from 13 exons. The coding region runs from base 1342 to 3342 and encodes 666 amino acids. NCBI's taxonomy places the organism in Eukaryota, Metazoa, Arthropoda, Insecta, Lepidoptera, Tortricidae. Gene Ontology annotation, molecular function: acyltransferase activity, transferring groups other than amino-acyl groups. The record is from RefSeq and is a predicted model, not a curated record.
GUAAGUCAAAAAAAAGAAAAUAUUUUAUUUAAGUUUCAUUAUUCUUUCUCCAUUUCCAGGACACGAAUUAAAAAAAACUCAUUUCUUUUGUUUAUAAAGAUAGUAGUGUGAUGAGAUGACUUACUAGUCAUAUGAAGGACCCUGUAGAAAGAAAUAUUUCAUAAAAAAUAUCUUUGGUAAUAAUCGAUUCCAAAGAGAAAACACCCCCCUUUAACUUUUGAACCACGGGUCCAAAAAAUAUGAAAAAAGUCGUGAAAGUAAAGCUUAGUAAUAACGUUCAAUGAAAACUAUAGCGAAUAUGAUCGGUUUUUGCAAAGUCUUCCCUUUUAGUACAAACAAAGACGUACAAAGUGCUGCGAAGGUUUAUUGCUGAAUGUUUAUGAUGGUUACUAAUAGCCCCCGUUCAAGUGUCUCUGACGGAUGUGUAACUACGGCCGGUUAUCAAGCUAUUGCAAGCCUUUCCUUCUUAGUAAGGCAGUGUCUUACCUGAGCGAAUAACUUGCGAACGCGAAGCGGCGCGGCGCGGCGCGGGUGAAUUCAAUCUUUUGAUACCUAUGGAAGUGUCCUACGUGGGCGAUCUCCGAAUGCCGUUUUAGUGUUACGUAUUUAUAAAUUAAUUUAUUUAUAACAUCAGUACUCGUAUACCGUUAAGCAGUCUUACUUAAUGAAUUCUCGAUUGUACAGAAUAAAAAUAGUAACAAGACGAAAUUACUGAGUUUUAGAUAUUUUUUGACAAUGUGACUUUUUUGUAUCUAGUUCAUUUUAUUUUUAGACAAUUUGGGAAAUGGUAUAAUUGAUAAUUCAUCAAAACAUGAUCAAGUCAAGUUUUAGACAUUUUGGGAAAUGGUAGAAUUGAAAAUUUAUCAAAACGCGAUAGAGUCUAAAUGAAUUAUAGUCAUAUGUGUCAAGUAGGCGUAAGUCAUUUCGAACUUUGGACAUUAUGAGAAUAAUCUGUUUUGACAUUCUGAUAUUCUAGGAACACGUUAUUAUGAUAUUUGGCUGUAACGAACCGGACUCUUCCCGUUGAACUAUGAAAUUUGACAAGUAAUAUUUUCUUGCACUACAAUUACAGGGAAAAUCUCCAAACUAUGCUUGUAAAAAAAGUCACAUUUGUACGGAACCCUCGAUAGGCAAGUCCGACUCGCACUUGUCCGGUUGUUUUUUAAUACGAAACAUUAUUCGAGGAAACUGUAUUCACUUAAAUAUUUAAAUGUUUACCUACGUAUUCUACGUACCUACGUAAUUCUUACGAAACUAUAUAGAAAAAUGACAAUAGUCCAAGGGAGCGUCUUAUGUGUUUGAGUAGUGUAGUACUCGUAUUAUUUAAACUAAAUAGUAAUUAUGGACAAUAUGAAGUUAAUAAUGUUUUUCUUCCUGGUUCAUCAAUCAUCAGCCGUCAUUCAUCACUUAAAUCUCUUGGAGUACAGUAGAAUGCCAGAGCUGUAUACAAUGGAUGACUACGACGUAUGUCUUGCUGAACCGGGAGGGAAGUACUGCCUCUUAGUUGCAGAGUUGUAUUCCAAGGACCAAUCUGAACUCAUGCAGAUGAUACAGGAUUACUCAGAGGACAAAAUAAAGCAUUAUAACCACUCACUGGUACAUCGGGCUGUGUGUGUGACAAAAACUUGCAAAGAAUUCACGCAGAACAGAAGUAUAGAAAAUGAAGGGGACCUGAGAUCGGCCCUUGAGGAAUGUAUCGACAGUUAUAUGUGGAGAGAAUAUGAAUUGAAUGCCAGGUUAACCGACAUUCAUUACUGCAAGAAUCAUGGCGAGGAAAGACCAUACGGUGCUGGAGAUUAUGCAGUUGCUUGCGUUUAUUUGAUCCUGAUCAUACUAAAUACCAUCGGGACUUCUUACGACGUCCUGAAAGGGUAUACAGCAGGAAAUCCGUACUUACUGGCAUUUUCCGUCCGUAAAAACUGGAGAAAGCUGACAGCACCCAGUGGUAAGGGAACCGACCCGAGGCUCAACAGACUCCAAGUCUUCAAUGGGAUCAGUUUGAGAAGCUCCCACAAUAUCUCAUACUUAGAUCCCAUCAUCAGUUUUCUUAAACUAGUAUGUAUUUGUAUACCAUUUGUUGGCAGAACUUUGACAACGUUUUGCGUGUAUUUGGGGCACGUUGCUGUGAUGUGCUGUGCCUCGUACCUCAAGAAUCCUUACUACAUGGAAACGUCUUAUGAGGAAUUUUCAAAAUAUAUCCUGUUCAACGGAACACUGGUGGUGUACACGUUCUUCGUGAUGGCAGGCUUCAUGCUGGCGUUCAACAUGGAGCUGAAAGCUGAGAAGCACCGUUUGAGCUUAUGGGAUUGGCCUAAAGGCAUGCUGUUGCGGUGGCUGAGACUGACGCCCACGUUGGCCCUGGUCAUGUUCACUGUGAUGACAAUAAAUCGACACCUGGGAGACGGACCACAAUGGGACCUGAUCGUGACUAGCGAGGCGGACGCCUGCAGCCAGUAUUGGUGGGCACACUUGCUCUACGUCAACAACUACAUCUACGGCGACUCGCAUUGCUUCCCGCAGAGCUGGUACCUGGCAGCAGACACGCAGCUAUACGGUCUGGGUCUACUCAUGUGCAUCCUGUUCCGGAAGCCUCGAUCGCAGGUGCCAGCACUUGCUGUAAUGCUAGUCGUCGCCCUGGCCAUCCCCGCUGCGCUCGUCUACUUCCAGGACUUGGGAGCCGUAGUCUAUCAGUCUCCAGAAAGUUUGCGUACUUUUUACCACUCUGAUGACCCAUACCGUCUCAUCUACAUACGUGGACAUACCAACAUCGCGACGUACGUGCUGGGCGUUGCUGGAGGGCUGCUAACUUACUAUUGGUUCAAGAAUGAAAAAAGAGUUUCUCAACGUCUGCAGAAGUACGCAUGGAUAGUGUGGCUGUCAUUACCGCUCUGCGUCGGCACGGUGUUGUCAGGAGGCCUCUUCUACAUGGACUACUUCGAGCCCUCGACCCUUGUAAAGGUGCUCUACGCCGCCGUCCACAAACCCUUCUUCCAGCUCUGCUCGCUCAUUAUUAUCAUUGGCUGCAUCUUUAAGGUUGAGAACGUGUACCGUGGCAUCCUGGAAUGGCGCGGCUUCUCGUGGACGGCUCGCGUAUCGUACUCAGGCUUUCUUCUACAUACGAUAUUCCAACGCGACCUGGUGGGCUUACAGAGGCUGCCAACUAACAUGUCUCUCUUCCAUAUAGCAACAGUGCUGUCAGCGACCAUUUUCUUCGCGUUGACGGUAGGGGCACUCCUGUUCGUGACAGUGGAGUCUCCUAUAGCUACAAUCAUUAAGGUCAUACUAAUGCCAAGGAAGGACGAUAGCUCGGAAAAUGCUGUUAGUGUUACUACCAAAGUCUAGGUUAAGGUUCCGUAGGUUCAGAGCGGAAUUUUAGAAAAAUCGCACCGCUUUUUUAAGAUAACAAUACGGUUGUCAAAAAUGUCAUUAGUAAUGGUAAUCUAGAGGAUUUUCUCUAAGGACUUCAGCGAUUCGGAU